CUUCCUCCCAUAGAUCUGUUCCCCUCCCUCUCCCUCUCUCUCUCUCUCUAAACGCCAUUGAAGAGCUACACAGAUAGCUCUUCUGAUCCGCUGAAAACCCUAAAAAAUGUCCAGCCACAACCAUUCCUCCCCUCUUGCGUCUUGCUUCCGCCCCACCACCGCUGACCACCAGCACUCCGCCGUGGGGCCGCCGUCCUCGCCAAUCUCCGGCAACGCCAACCUCACCACCUGCGUCUACCACACCGACCUCGGCCUAUUCGACCUCACCUGGUCCCGCUCCUCCCUCGGCCGCUCCCUCCACCUCCACCUCCUCCCCGCCGCCGCCACCGGCGAUGACGCCAUCAAUAUCUCCCCUUCUUUCCGCCUCCACAUCAAGCCUUUCAUCUUCUGGAAGAAACACGGCUCAAAGAAGCUCCCCAUCGCCAACACAAAGAAAACCUUCCAAAUCUUUUGGGAUCUUUCCAGGGCCAAAUUCGGGUCCCAGCCCGAGCCGCAAUCUGGGUUCUACAUCGCCGUCGUCUUCGGCGGCGAGAUGAUCCUCCUCGUCGGCGACUCUCCUGCCGAAGCCUACGCCAAGUCGAGAGCUUCGAAGCCUCUCCGAGCCGACACAAUGGUUCUGAGAAGAGAACAUAUGUACGGGAACAAGCUGUAUACCACAAAAGCAAGCUUCGGAGGCAAAACUAGAGACAUAUCCAUAGAUUGCAGAACCGGCGACGAUCCAAGACUCUACUUCAGCGUCGAUCACAAGAGGGUUUUGCAGGUGAAGCACCUGAAAUGGAAGUUCAGAGGCAAUGAAAGGAUCGAAAUUGAUGGGGUUUCCAUACAGGUGUCUUGGGACGUAUACAACUGGUUGUUUGAGGACGAUGAAGAUCGGCACGCCCUGUUCAUGUUCAGGUUCGAGAAGCAAGGCUUUGAAGACGACGAAGACCGCCACCAUGACCACCAGCUUAGCCACCAUUUAAACGAGAAGAACGGAAUGGCGGCCUUCUGGUCGCAGCAAUCUUCUGGGCCGGGAUACGAGAAGAAGAAGAGGAAGAAGAGCUUGCUGAGAACGGCGAGAAGCUCCUCCUCUUCGUCCCUGUCCUCGGCUUCUUCCAGCUGCAGCUCUGUGAUGGAAUGGGCGAGCGCGGAAGAGAAUGAGCUGAAGGGCCCUUCUGACUUCUCUCUUCUGAUCUACGCUUGGAAGAGCUGAGGCCGAUCGAUCACUCCUGGUUACAAUUUCUAUCUUUCUUCUCAUAACUUCUCGAUCCCCUUGUUUGAUCACAAGCUUGCUAACCCAUUGAUUUGUUCAUGAACAUAUAUACAUAUUGCCUUCUUACAUCAAUGUACAAGAAGAGAUAUAGACCAUGUAGAGCUUAUAGAAACCAUGAUCGAGAUUCCCUAGCUAGCUAGGUUCUAACCAUCUUAAUUUGUUUCCCUUCGUUCUGCUCUGAAAAGUAUAGAAAUCGAGGAAGAAGAAUAAAGCAAAUAUAUAUAUAUAUAUAUAUAUAACUUCGUUUUGUAAUUGGGUAUUGUUGUGGAGUGAUCGAAGCUGUAAAUCAGUUCGGGUUUCUUCUUUCAACAAUCGGGUUCCCUAAACUCCAUUCUCGUUAUCUCUUCAAACUCACUUCAACUGAUCAAUACGAAACUCAUAUUAAGUCGAGAGAAUUAUGAUAUAUUACCAAAUACGAAAGGUUUCAAGCUCAAUCCCAGAUGAGCUUUUUGAUUGUGUUCUGAGUUUUUUGAUUUUUAGGGUAUAAAAAUGAUAAUGGUAGUUGUAUAAGGGUACCCUUUUUUUGUUUCAUUUUUUGGGGCUUUUAUUGUCCCAAUGUGGGCAUGGUUGUAGGGUACUUGGGUUUUGGUGAGGCUGGCAGUGAGUUGUUUGAUUAUGAUUGAGAGUCGUGUGUUGUAAUUUCGUGCGAGAUUCCGAAGUUGAAUCCAACCAUUUCACUAACGUGCAUGUGAGGUGUGGGGUCUCUCCUUUUGCCAAGUCUUGUCGUCUUUGCGCCCCCACUCUCCUGACUCAUCUCCACCGUUGAUCUUCAAUCAAAUGUUGCUUUGGACUGUUGAUAUAUAAUCGGCACAGGAUACAAUUGUAGAACU
This is a messenger RNA of Diospyros lotus (date-plum), 2082 nucleotides long. RefSeq lists its product as uncharacterized. NCBI's taxonomy places the organism in Eukaryota, Viridiplantae, Streptophyta, Magnoliopsida, Ericales, Ebenaceae. The coding region runs from base 107 to 1192 and encodes 361 amino acids. The record is from RefSeq and is a predicted model, not a curated record. The transcript has 2 exons.